Rubroshorea leprosula is the source of this 3408-nucleotide messenger RNA. The record is from the annotation of a GenBank genome assembly. Lineage: Eukaryota; Viridiplantae; Streptophyta; Magnoliopsida; Malvales; Dipterocarpaceae.
AAAUGCAUCUUACCGCGGACAAUUCAAUCCGUUAAACCUCUUCCGUCCAAUGUCUAUCUUACACUAAACCCUUAAACCCUCCCCCUUCAGAAAAACCCUUCUCCCUCCAUAUCCCUACUAACUCUAUCCAUGGCUAUGUCCUUGUUAGCCACCAGAGCAAGAGCCAAAGCUAAUCCUCUCCUCACAUGGCGAGCCCUGAAGUUCCGUACCAUCUGCAGCGGCAGCACUGGCGUUGCCUCCUCUGACUUGGAUCCACCUGACUCCCUUGUUGCUGGCACCAAGGUCCUCGAGACGUUUCAGGAGGAAUUCGAGAUUGGAUCACGAGUAAUAACCCUUGAAACGGGUAAAAUUGCUCGCUUUGCUAAUGGGGCUGUUGUUCUGGGCAUGGACGAGACGAAGGUCUUGUCCACUGUUACCUCCUCUAAAGGCGACGCUGUACGCGAUUUUUUACCCCUCACUGUUGAUUAUCAAGAGAAGCAAUUUGCUCAAGGUGUGAUUCCAAAUACAUUCAUGCGAAGGGAAGGUGCUCCUAAAGAACGUGAACUUCUAUGCGGUCGUCUCAUUGAUAGGCCCAUACGGCCACUUUUUCCGGCUGGAUUUUACCAUGAGGUUCAGGUAAUGGCAAGUGUUCUUUCUUCUGAUGGGAAACAAGAUCCAGAUGUGCUGGCAGCUAAUGCAACAUCUGCUGCCCUUAUGUUAUCAGAUAUACCUUGGAAUGGACCCAUUGGUGUUGUGCGGAUAGGGAGGAUUUGCGGACAAUUUAUUGUGAAUCCAACAAUGGAUGAGCUUAGUUUGAGUGAUCUCAAUUUGGUAUAUGCCUGUACAAGGGACAAAACUUUGAUGAUAGAUGUGCAAGCUCGUGAAAUCUCUGAGAAAGAUUUAGAAGCUGGGUUAAGACUGGCCCAUCCAGAAGCUGUUAAAUAUCUUGAACCUCAAGUCAGACUUGCUGCCAAAGCUGGUAAACAAAAGAAGGAAUAUACAUUGUCGAUGGUCUUGGAAACAACGUUGGAAAAAGUCAGUAAGCUGGCAUCAGCACCAAUAGAGGCUGUUUUUACUGAUCCUUCUUAUGGCAAGUUUGAACGUGGUGAGGCUUUAGAUAAGAUCACACAAGGCGUAAGACAAACACUUGAACAAGAAUGUGAUGAGGAAAGCUUAAAAGUCCUGCCAAAGGUAGUAGACACUGUAAGGAAAAAGGUUGUUCGCAAAAGGAUUAUUGAAGAGGGAUUUAGGGUUGAUGGGAGACAUCUUGAUGCAGUCAGGCCAAUAUAUUGUGAAGCUGGUAAUUUACCUAUAUUGCAUGGUUCAUCACUUUUCAAUCGUGGAGAUACCCAGGUUCUUUGUACUGUGACACUUGGAUCACCUGCUGAUGCUCAGAGGUUGGAAUCCCUGGUUGGUCCACCAACAAAGCGCUUCAUGCUUCACUAUAGUUUUCCCCCAUUUUGCAUCAAUGAAGUUGGCAAACGAGGUGGCCUGAAUAGGCGUGAAGUUGGGCAUGGAACUCUUGCGGAGAAAGCCUUACUUGCUGUAUUACCUCCUGAAGAUGAUUUUCCAUACACUGUCCGUGUUAAUUCAGAAGUCAUGGCUUCAGAUGGUUCAACAUCGAUGGCUACCGUCUGUGGGGGCAGUAUGGCUUUAAUGGAUGCUGGUAUUCCAUUGCGAGAACAUGUAGCAGGUGUUUCAGUGGGUCUUGUUAGUGAAGUUGACCCAGAAACUGGUGAAAUUAAGGACUAUCGUAUAUUGACAGAUAUUUUGGGCCUUGAAGAUCAUCUAGGAGACAUGGACUUCAAGAUUGCUGGGACUCGAAAAGGAGUAACAGCGAUUCAGUUAGAUAUUAAACCUGCGGGAAUUCCACUAGAUAUAAUUUGUGAGUGUUUAGAGCCUGCACGUAAAGGUCGUGUUCAAAUUCUUGAUCAUAUGGAGCAAGAGAUUAGCGCACCACGAACCCAAGAUGAUAGAACUGCUCCACGGUUAGCUACCUUGAAGUUCAGCAAUGAUGCUAUCCGCCGCUUCGUUGGGCCUCUAGGUGCUCUUAAAAGAAAAAUUGAAGAGGAAACAGGUGCAAGGAUUUCUGUUGGUGACAGAACUCUUACUAUCAUUGCUAAGAGUCAAGCUGUGAUGGACAAAGUACAAGAAAAGAUUGAUUUUAUCAUUGGACGUGAAAUUGAAGUUGGUGGGAUCUAUAAAGGGAUUGUAACAUCAGUCAAAGAAUACGGUGCCUUUGUGGAGUUUAAUGGUGGCCAGCAGGGUCUGCUACAUAUUUCUGAGUUGUCACAUGAACCGGUCUCUCGGGUUUCAGAUGUGGUGUCUGUUGGCCAGAAACUUUCUUUGAUGUGUAUAGGGCAAGAUGUUCGUGGUAAUAUCAAACUGUCUCUUAAAGCAACUUUGCCUCGGCCAAGUGGUAAGGCUAACGAUGUUGCUGAAGAACCUAAUCUUGUUAGAAAAGCACCUGAUAUUUGGGCACCAGUUGGGGACAUAUCCAAUGGUGAAGAGCAUCAGAAAACUACUAAAGAGGAGUUGUUUGUGAGCAAAAGUUCUUCCUCCUCAUCCCCAACUGUAGUUAUUCGAAGUGCUGCAGAAUGUGAUGAAGAGGAAAAAUCUGCUGGGUUUGUGCAGAGUACCAAAGGCACCCCCAAACGAUCAGGCACUUCAAAAGUGGAUAAUAAGCUGAAAUCAACUUUCUCCAGCCUUUUUAGAUCUACAAUUUUUAGUGAGGAUGAAGGUGAAGGCAAAUGUGAUUUUGUGUCUGAGGCACUUACUAAGGAUAAUCAGAAUGGUAAGGGAACCCAUAUUGAGCCUCCUAUGACAGCAGAAAGCCUGAAGAUAGGAACAGAGGUUACUGCCACAGUAUAUCAAAUUCGCACACGCGGUUUAGUUCUUGAUUUGGGUGGUGGAAUUCGUGGCAUGUACCGAUUUGAUGACAAUGGAGAAGAAGCUUAUGAGCUAGGCCAGGAAUUGCGGGUCAAGUGUUCGAGUUUUACAAGUAAGGGGAUCCCAGUAAUGUCAUUGGUACGUAUAUGAGGAUUAACUUUGUAAUGACUGUCCUCACCUGAGAAUUAAGGUUGAUCAUGACUGCAAGAAAUUUCUCAUUCCUGUGGCUGAGAGCUGUUGAAUUUUGAUAAACCAGUUCAUUUUCCAUGCCCUAAUCAACAGGAACCCCAGGAAACUGAGAUAAGAUAAGCAGAAAUGGAGUAAAAGAAAGCAAGGAUUGACCUUUUGAUUAAUUUUUGAAAUGCAUUAUUAUUUGCUGUUCUUCAACCUCUAGGGAUUUACUUAGGUAUAUGACCUUGCUUGUAUUGCUAAUCAAUUUGAAGAAAUGAGGAAGAAAUAGCUAGUUAAGUAGUUAAUUUUUUGUUCAUUUAUUUGUUUCUAUAGUCGAAUACUUCAUGUAAAUCAAUUGCAUAAUUAAGA